Molecule: messenger RNA, 2268 nt
Organism: Portunus trituberculatus (swimming crab)
Lineage: Eukaryota; Metazoa; Arthropoda; Malacostraca; Decapoda; Portunidae
Exons: 9
Coding region: 513-1331 (272 amino acids)
Biological process (GO): reciprocal meiotic recombination
Cellular component (GO): site of double-strand break
Source: RefSeq, a predicted model, not a curated record
CUGUUCUCAUCGUUCUUUUGGAUCUUGUAUGAUGCCCACCUUGCCUUGUGACAGCUGCGGUUGUUUUCCUUCGUACAAGGAUUCUAACGGCAAAAUAAAUGCCACCGUACACGUGUACGUAGUAAGUACAGUAGGCAGUAGGUGAGUCGGCUACUUCCGCCAUUUGCACUCGUGCUGUCCUGUUACCUGCACCGUCGGGAGCACGGCUUGUUCCUGGGCUGCCUCAAAGAACAUACGCUUUCCUUCGCCGUCUACCUGCACAGUAGGGCCACCCACACCUGCAACCACUGGGCAAGGCCGGGCACCCAAAGGUCCUUACUUCAGCUUCCAAUGCCACAACAGCAACUCACAUCAGCUGCAGAACAGGACACCGUUCAGAACGGGGCGGCACAGGGAUAAGUUGAGGAGGAUCCGUGACUCGCGAGGAGGCGAGGCCAACUCGUCUUUACCGUGUCUUACUCUCGCCACUGUCAUGGUUUGGUCACGAGCCUCCUUAACAUUUCAUUCUCAAGAUGGUGACCACCAACAUUCAUGCUUUUUUGACUCCACCUCUGACACCGUUCAAGAGUUACAGCAGUAUGUGGACUCAACAAGAGAUGCGUAAACAAGUGGAAGAUGCCCUAAAGUCCUUGCUUGCCAAGAAUAAACAGGAAAUAGAGGCAGCUCACUCCUGCUUGGACAUUGUCUACAAUGACAAAAUUACAGAGCUUAUUUUUUCUGUGGCUAAGACUCUCAGCCUCUCCAGUGAGAUAAAAUACCAAGCAGUGGAGAUAUAUCAGAGUUUCAUCUCUAGUUACUUGGACAGUUGUGUGGCAUCAUGCUCAAAGGAAGAUUUGUCCACUGACAAAGUACUUAAACAAAAGGCUAGGAAGAUAAAGGAAGAGGCAACACCUAAGGCCUUAGCAUGUGUGUUGAUUGCAUCCAAACUAACAAGCAAUAAGAGCCUUUUUACAACCACCAUGGUCUCAUCCCUCUCAUGGCUGAAGCUUCACCCGAGAGACAUCUGCAAACAUGAAAUUCAGAUAUUGAAGCAUCUUGAAUUCAGGUGCUGUAAGAUAUCUCCAGUUUUGGAGUAUAUUGGUGCAGCAGUGUCUAUUGCUGGACUGUGGCAUGGAAGCAGUGAACCUUUCACCAAUAAAGUAAAGGGAUUGAACAUGAAGUGUCUGUCAGCUGAGUGUGUUCAAGAGACAGCAGUUGAAUUGUCAGACUUUGUGUAUCUGAACCGGGAGCAAGUUUAUGAGAAAUUGUGUUGUUCCCUCACAGGCCAAACUCCAAGACGCACAAGCCAAUUUCAUUCUAGGGCAGGAUGGAGAACUGCAGGGCGGGCAUGAAGGCGUUGGCUUGAGCCCACCUGACGAACAGCUCCUUGCCGGGAUGCAGCCUCUACACGUUGCCUCCUAUCAUGUCUGGCAGCACGAAUGGGUAACCAAGGAGGCCCGGCGGUGAGGAGCAAUGAGGUAAGAGGUGAAUCCGUCCCCAGCAUUGGCAUUUGUCCCGCAUGACAUUGAAGGCAGCAACAGAACACAGCAGUGGAGGCACAUUGUGGGCAGCAUUUCCAGACACACAGGCCAACACUAACCAAAGCGCAGCAGCGAAGGCACGAGCGUCUUGAAGCCAUUGUAGUAACUCCAGGUGGAGUACUUGUCAAGCAUCCUGACGAAGAUUGGGAAGCGCUGGGAGCUCUGGCCAACUCUGGUCUCCACGAUGUCCCUGAAGUCCGCCAGUGGCUCCAUGUACCUGCCACCAUUCCACCAUCUCAGGCUACAUUCCUUACCCAAACUAAUCUUAUAACGCAACCUACCUUAACCUAACCAAACCUAACCUAGCCACAAUUUCAGGCUGCAUUUCACACAUAACUAGAAAUAACUUGAGAGUAUACUCCUAACUGAACCAAACCACGCCCACCAUUCACCCAUCUUUGCUCCUGAAAGCUCGACUGACGCACACUGUUGGUUCAUAAGAUCACUGAACACUGAAUUGGUGUUCCUGAUGCACUGAGUGUGUAGUUGUGUUGUCAGGUUGGAUUUGAUAGAUGUGCGUUGUAUCUGGAUUUGUCGGUUUGUAUUUCUUUGUAUUGAAUUUGUACACCCGUGAGAAAAAAAGGUAGGAUCAGUCAGUGUCAGUCGCCUUUCUUUCUUCUGUUGCAUUGUGUUAGUUUGUAUUUCUACUUAUUUGUAUCGUGUAUGUAUUGUAUUUGCUUUCCCCAGCACCUGCGCCAUGUCCGUACCACACAGCAGCGUUUUAGUGUGACUUGAAUCCACACUUAUC